UAUUAGUUUGGAUCCAAACCGGCUGUGACAGUAAAUACGAUUAUCGACCGUCCUUAGUCGGUUGUUUGUCAAACAGCUGAUCGUAAAUUGUUAUUGCUGCACUGUUUUAUUUAAUUUUAAUGUCGUUAAAAUUAGUUUAAGUGUAAAAACGUAUUUGUUGGUGUAAGUGUAGGUGUUAGAGAUCAAAUUGCAACAAUGGAAACCGGCGUAAAGCAAGAACGUUUUGAUGAAACCGAAAUUCAGAACCUCGCCGAUAAAAUGAUGGAAGCGAAUAAAGUGAGAAUGUCGACUCCCGCUCCUUUAAGUCAAGUGCAGACGAUACAACAUAACGGUACAAUAUUCAAUUUCCUAACACCGAGUAAAGAUAUUACGGUAACUAAAAUAAUUAAAUCAAAUAAUGUAACGAAUCUGAAAGACGACGAAUCUUUACGUGGUCAUUUCGGGUGGACUACUGUGAAUAAAGCUCUGAUACCUUAUAUAAUAAGAGAGGGGCAAAAACUGUGUUCGGUUCGUGUUGUGGAGAUGAAAGUGUUAAACAAAUUUUUACAUUGUUUUAAUCAAGAGAUUUAUAAGUGCGCCUGCGUUAAAAGUUUCUACGUUACUGAAGCUGAACUUCGUUUAUUGAACGAAAUAAACGUUCAACAUUGUGACUUACAAUUUGGUGAUCAAUUCACCCCGUUAGAUUUAGUCGUGCGACUUGAUGAUGUUAUAGAACUCCAUAACUUCUUAGAAACGUGUUAUUCCAAGCUUUUAAUGAAAAAUAAGGGUAUAACCGACAGGUGCGGUUUUGUGCGCAUCAACAAGGAGUCGGUUGUACCUUACAGCGUUAGCGCGGGCGAAAAGUACGUACCGCAAUUUUAUUUCGAAGACGAGAGUGACAGCUUGAAGUUAAACAUUGACCAAUUAGAAGGGUGGGAUUUGGCGUACCUCAAGUUUUGUUGCAAACUUCAAGGGAUUAGAGAAGAACUUUUCUCUAAGGAUGCGUGCGCGGUCAUUAGUUUAAAUAAUAUCAAAUCGUACUUCCCUCCCGGUACGUCGUUUGAGGACUGCUGGCCCAGCAAAAUUGUUGGCUCGCAGCUACUCUCGAAGGGAAAAACGCAAAUGGUACAAGUUGGACAGUGGACCAAUCGACCUAUUGAACCUCCCAUACAAAUUCACCCAUCCAAUUACGGCCCUCGUGCAAUUCGUCCCGCUAACAUCCUACCCAACGUACAAAUUCUCCACACACCUCGCGGCGGCGGCCGAAGACGUCAAGUGCCCAUGGCGAUACAACCGAACAUUAUCAGAGCUGCAAUGGGCCCAAUCUUCCCAACGGCCACAAUAAUGAAUCCCCAAUUUCGACCGAUAACGUAUGGGAACAUUGCACAACUGCCACCACCGAGAAAUAGUUCAAAUAUUACUGGAUAUGGUUGAAUUGUUCCGAAUACGUUGAUUUCUUAUUUAUAACAGAAUUUUAAAGCAGAUCGCACGAAAGAUUUCGAAUCUUCGUGUCCAAGGAAGGUAACACGCUAUAGUCCUGUUGUCACCGGGGCUUCGUGUUCACAUUCAAUCAUUUCAUUUUGACUUACUUGUUUUGUAAAUAAAUUAUUACACAUCAAUGUGUGUACGUGUGUAUUAAAUCUAUUUAUUUUUCAUUAUUAUUAUUAUUAUUAAUUUAUUACUUUUAGCCAAUACAGUUGUUUUACUUGAUUUGAUACGUAGGUAUAGGUUUGUUUGCCGUAGAUAUAAAUGUAAAAUCGAGUGUAAAAUGUAGCAAUGAGAAUAGAUUUUGUAAAAAUCA
Photinus pyralis (common eastern firefly) is the source of this 1780-nucleotide messenger RNA. RefSeq lists its product as uncharacterized. Lineage: Eukaryota; Metazoa; Arthropoda; Insecta; Coleoptera; Lampyridae. The record is from RefSeq and is a predicted model, not a curated record. Bases 196 to 1413 code for a protein of 405 amino acids. The transcript has 3 exons.